AUGCCUAGUGGUUGUUUGUUUUGUGAUGUGUGUGGUUCAUAUGAUCAUGAUGCUAGUAAUUGCCCUCAUGCUUUUCCGAAUAAUAGUGAUGAUUUUGAUAGCAAUGAGAGUGAACAUGUGAACUAUGUGUCUAAUAAUAAUAAUGGGCAAAUAUUUGAUAAUAAAAGAGGUCAAUGGAAUAGGAAUUUCAAAAACUAUGGAAAUUUUGACAACUAUAAUCAUGGUGGUGGUUAUAGGAACCAAGGUUCUCAAGACCAUGAUAAUCCUUCUUCUUUACCUUCCCAAGGCCUAGAUCCUAAGAGACCCGUCAAGGCUAUUGUUACAAGGAAUGGUAAGGUUCUUGAGGAGAGUUUUCCUAGGAAGAGUGAGACUAAGGAGGCCACAAAGGAGGUUUUGGUAGAGGAUGAGAGAGAUGGUGCAUCUUUGAGUGAGGUUGUGAUUGAGACACCUAGUGAGAUGAGAGUAGAGAAAGAAAUUGUGAAAACCAAGCUUCCUUAUCCACAAAAAUUCAUGAGACAUAAGUUGGAUGAACAAUUUGAACGAUUUAUUGACAUGCUCAAGCAACUUCACUUUUCUUUGCCAUUUACCGAAGUUGUCACCCAAAUGCCUAACUAUGCAAAAUUCCUCAAAGACAUUUUGAGCGAUAGGAGGACUUGUGAUGUUGUGGAGACGGUGAACUUGACCAAGAAUUGUAGUGCAAUAAUAAUGAACAAGAUGCCACCUAAGCUAAAAGAUCCCAAAAACUUUUCCAUCCCUUGUGCCAUUUACAAAAUGCAAAUCGACAAUGCCUUAUGUGACCAGGAGCUAGUGUCAAUUAAGUUUCCUAAGGGUAAGGUGGAGGAUGUCCCUUUGAGGGUUAGGAAAUUUGUUAUUCCAGUAGAUUUUGUGGUGCUUGAGAUGGACGAAGAUGCUAGCAUUUCUAUCAUCCUAGGGAGACCAUUCCUCGCUACUUCGGGUGCUAUGAUAGAUGUGAAGAGUGCUAAAAUUUCUACUUCGGGUGCUAUGAUAGAUGUGAAGAGUGCUAAAAUUUCACUCAAAGUAGGAGAUGAGGUUAUAGAAUUUGACUUGAAUGAUAGUAUGAACUCUUCUUUGAGUGAGCUCCAAGCUCAAGAGUUGUGUGGUGUUUUGAGAAAGCACCAAAGUGCUUUGGGUUAUACCAUUAAUGACCUCAAAGGUAUAAGCCUCGCUUUAUGUACACACCACAUAACCCUUGAGGAGGGUUCUCUCCCUUCUAUAAAGAGGCAACAGAAGCCACAUCACCAAAUGGGAGAGGUAGUAAAGAAGGAGAUCACCAAACUUUUGGGUGCGGGAAUUAUAUUACCCAUCUUGAGUUCUAGGUGGGUCUCCCCCGUUCAUGUUGUCCCAAAGAAGGGAGGUAUGACCGUCGUCAAGAAUGAGAGAGGUGAGCUCAUUUCGAUUAGGACGGUCACGGGAUGGCGGAUGUGUAUUGACUAUAGACGUCUAAACACAUCAACCAAGAAAGAUAAAUUCCCCCUUCAUUUCAUUGAUCAAAUGCUUGAGAGACUAACGAGGCACAAGUUCUAUUGUUUUCUCGAUGGUUAUUCGGGAUUUUUCCAAAUCCCUAUCCACCCGAAUGACCAAGAGAAGACUACCUUCACUGGUCCCUAUGGAACAUUUGCUUAUAAGAGAAUGUCGUUUGGCCUUUGUAAUGCUCCUGCAACAUUUCAAAGAUGCAUGAUGAGUAUAUUUGGAGAUAUGUUGGAGGAGGAGAUGGAGGUGUUUAUGGACGACUUCUCCGUUGGCGGAGUUUCAUUUAAGGCAUGCCUUGAAAACCUAGAGAGAUGUUUAGCUCGUUGUGUGAAGGUGAAUCUUGUGUUGAAUUGGGAGAAGUGUCACUUCAUGGUGGAGGAAGGCAUAGUCCUUGGCCACAAGAUCUCUCAAAAGGGGAUAGAGGUGGACAAAGCUAAAAUUGAGGUCAUUGAAAAGCUUCCACCUCCGGAUGUCGAGUUUAUAUUCAAUGAUAAAUGUUUGGAAGCAAUCAAUAAGUUGAAGAAGGCUCUAAUCUCUACUCCUAUUGUUCAAGCCCCAAGAUGGGAUUUACCUUUUGAGUUGAUGUGUGAUGCAAGAGAUUCGGCAAUAGGAGUUGUCUUGGGUCAAAGUGUGGAAAAGAAGCUCCAUGUGAUCUAUUGUAUGUCCAAGACUCUAAAUGGUGCUCAAAGGAACUACACUACAACGAAAAAGGAAUUUUUGGCUAUUGUUCAUGCUUUUGAGAAGUUCCGUUGUUAUUUGUUUGAGAUUAGGGAUAAAAGAGGAGCGGAAAUUGUUGUGGCGAAUCAUCUCUCUUGCCUUGAAGGUUCUCAAAUCCAUGAUGAUGGUUCUCCAAUUAAGGAUAGAAUGCUUGAUGAUUUCUUGUAUGCCAUUAAGGUGAAGGAGCUCUCAUGGUGUUGUGUUCCAAAUGAAGAGGUGCCUAGUGUUUUGAAGAUGUGCCAUUCGGAUCCUAGUGGUGGCCAUAUGGGUGUUUCUAAAACCGCCGCUAAGAUUCUUCAAAGUGGUCUAUGGUGGCCACAUCUCUUCAAGGAUUCAUGGAGCUUUGUUAAGUCAUGCAAUAGUUGUCAACGAGUUGGGAAUAUCUUCAAGCAUAAUGAGAUGCCUCAACAACCUAUUCUUGAGUUGGAAGUGUUCGAUGUUUGGGGGAUUGAUUUCAUGGGACCGUUUCCUUUGUCUUUUGGGAAUCAAUGCAUUCUUGUGGCGGUGGACUAUGCGUCAAAAUGGGUAGAGGCCAUUGCUUCUCUAAAAAAUGACCACAAGGUGGUAAUGAAGUUGUUAAAAAAGAUCAUCUUUCCAAGAUUUGGUGUGCCUAAGGUAGUGAUAAGCGACAAUGGUUCUCAUUUUGUUUACAAUGCCUUUUAA
Messenger RNA from Chenopodium quinoa (quinoa), 2871 nucleotides. RefSeq lists its product as uncharacterized. Gene Ontology annotation, molecular function: nucleic acid binding. Gene Ontology annotation, biological process: DNA integration. NCBI's taxonomy places the organism in Eukaryota, Viridiplantae, Streptophyta, Magnoliopsida, Caryophyllales, Amaranthaceae. The coding region runs from base 1 to 2871 and encodes 956 amino acids. The record is from RefSeq and is a predicted model, not a curated record. The transcript has 7 exons.